UAUAGCUGGUUUCUUCACAUGUUCCUCAGAGUUCUCUUCGGAAACUACACCUGGUGGCACAAUCUGAGACCAUUUAACUGAACUUAGAGCAUUCCAAAGCUAGUCGUGUACGGAAACUAACAACUGCAAGGCUUUUGAUAGUAACUCAUGGAAGCGCUCAAAGUCAUCUGCUUCUGGCUAGACCCUCUUCUUGUCCUGUUGUGUGGCUGUUGGUCCAUUGAAACGAAGACUGUAGGACACAGAAGAAGCAAUCAUACCAGCAACAGCGACACGGAGGAGUUUCAUCAUGACAUACAAUAUCGAGAGGCUCCAUCGGGUGUUGUGUAUACACUAUCAGGGAACGACAAUCAUGCUCCUUGCGUCUUCCCGUUCAUUUACAAUGGCAUGGAAUUCACGGAAUGCACAUGCAUUGACUGUAAACACGAUAAAGUAUGGUGUGCGACGACCAGUAAUUAUGACAGAGACAGGAAAUGGGGACACUGCCAGACAGACGACGAUGUCACAGACUGCAGGGAUCUUCACAGCCGCUGCGGAGAAUGGGCAAGAGACGGAGAAUGUGUGGUAACUGCUCCUUACAUGCGACGCAGGUGCCCGCGAUCUUGUGGUCUGUGUACCCAUGGGGGAAAUGGGCGAGGAGCUGCAUGCAUGUUUCCAUUUUUCUACAAAAACAGAUUUGUGUAUGACUGUCUGUAUUUUAAUAAGAAGACCUGGUGUGCGACGACAACCAACUAUAAUAAGGACAAGAGAUGGGGCUACUGUUUUCCUAAAUGUAAGUUUAAUUAGUUACUGUGGCAAGUUUAACCUUGGGGCGGGCCUCUCAUUUAAAAGGAGACCAACCUGAGCGUGAGCUUGAGACAUAUUCCACUCCAAAAAGAUGAUAUUCCAAAUUAGUAUCAUCCAACUAGUGGACUAAU
Molecule: messenger RNA, 914 nt
Organism: Orbicella faveolata
Lineage: Eukaryota; Metazoa; Cnidaria; Anthozoa; Scleractinia; Merulinidae
Cellular component (GO): cell surface
Molecular function (GO): heparin binding
Source: RefSeq, a predicted model, not a curated record